Messenger RNA from Electrophorus electricus (electric eel), 1511 nucleotides. RefSeq names its product CTD (carboxy-terminal domain, RNA polymerase II, polypeptide A) small phosphatase like 3 (gene ctdspl3). Lineage: Eukaryota; Metazoa; Chordata; Actinopteri; Gymnotiformes; Gymnotidae. Gene Ontology annotation, molecular function: phosphatase activity. The record is from RefSeq and is a predicted model, not a curated record.
UAUGCCAUGCUGAUAGUUGAACUCGGUUGUUUUUCCUCUGGUUUCCCUCUGAUUACUUGGUUAGGUUUCAUAUACAGUUGUAUUUUACUUUAACUGAGAUUAGAGAGAAUUUCCAACGGGAUUCGUGUUUCUCGUUGUUCUCGAUCAUUUGGGAGCAACGCCCAUUAAAUUAAACCGUUACGGUGGUACUCUGACCGCCGAUACCCUAGCGGCAGAUUUAAGUAACAGUUUGAAACCAUGGUGCUUGCGCCUGGGCAUUCAUGGUAUAACACUGGAACCGUAGCUAGAGUUUUUAAGUUCUUUCUUUCAGCCAACAUCUUUUAUUAUUCGUUAGCUAAAGUUAAUAAACUACGUGAACAUGAGACUUCGAUCAAGAAUUACUUCUCUUGACUCCCCGUCAACUCAACCAAAUACUUCGUGUCGUCGGCAGCUGGAUUUGAAUCGAGUGUCGCGUACAGAAAGUAGUUGUUCUGAGGAAUCACAAGAGGUUUUACAAGACUGCUCCAAUUUGUACUGUGAUGCUUUCCCAACUCCAGCUAAACGUACACGGAAACGUGGAAGGAAGAGGGCUCUAUCAGUCAAAGAAUGCAAAGCCGAGUUUGAUUUCAAGACACCGGUCCGCCAGCUCCGGGAGAGGCAUUCGUCAGUGAACCCUGCAGCACGGAGCCUGUACUCUCCUGUAGUACGCUUUCUCACACCCACCAACGACCGCAAGUACUCCAUCACUGGUGCAGUUUUCAGUCCUGAGCAGUGUGUGUUCGGCUACAGCACCACCAGCCCUCUCUCCAAAGACAAAGAGAAUGACAAGGCAUUCAGCCCGUGCACAUUCAUUAAAAACAUUCCUAAUCAAUCCCAACACUCAAGACCAGCCACUGCACUUCAGGACAUACCACCAAAGACGAGAAGCACCCCUGCAGCUACUAUGGUGCUGGACUUGGAUGAAACACUCGUGUUCAGCUCACUCAGUAUGAUUGAUGAUGCAGAGUACACAUUCAACACAUGCUUUCAGGAUCAAGAAUACAAGGUGUAUGUUGUUCUCAGGCCAUAUGUGAAGGAGUUUCUGCAAUCCAUGGCAAAACAUUUUGAGAUGUUUGUUUACACAUCUGCUAAAAAGGAAUAUGCAGAAAUGAUUGUGGGCAUAUUGGACCCAAAGAAAAAACUAUUUAGAUACCGUUUGUAUCAGGAUGAUUGUGCGUGUGUGCAUGGACACUACAUUAAAGACUUGGCUGUUCUGGAAAGAGACCUUUCAAAGACAGUGAUUCUGGACAACGCACCCCAUACUUUCCCAUACCAUUUGACGAACAUGAUUCCAAUAAAGAGCUGGUGUGGGGACCAAGAAGACAAGGAGCUCCAGAGACUCAUCCCUUACCUGGAGAAGCUAGUUCAAGCAGAUGACUUCAGGACUGUGCUCAAGAGACGAACAGAUCCUUUUCACAGGCUCCUCUCAGAAGACUAAAGUCGUGUGUGUGUGUGUGUGUGUGUGUGUGUGUGUGUGUGUGUGUGUGUGUGUG